Messenger RNA from Cladophialophora carrionii CBS 160.54, 450 nucleotides. RefSeq lists its product as uncharacterized. Bases 1 to 450 code for a protein of 149 amino acids. The record is from RefSeq and is a predicted model, not a curated record. The transcript has a single exon. NCBI's taxonomy places the organism in Eukaryota, Fungi, Ascomycota, Eurotiomycetes, Chaetothyriales, Herpotrichiellaceae.
AUGAGCGCAGCCGAGCGUGUCAAGUCCUUGCAAGAGAGUGUGGAGGAGGCUCAACGACGCCUAGAGCUGCGAAGAAUGAGAUCGCAACAAGCACUGCUGGCGGAAGACACCUUCGUCGAACGCUUUGCCUCUAAAGGAUACCUCUUCACCCGGGAAUCAGAGCAGCGGAUGCGGGCUCAACUCUUGGGACACCCCACUCCUCAAACUCCUGACAUGGGCUUCACCUCUCCGGUCGUCAUUUGUGGACAGCAGUGCAACUGGGUGGAAUUCAAGGACUAUUUCGGAUUCCCGGACAAUCCGUUCGUGGCCCGAAAGGAGAAGAAGCAGCUGAGGAAAUAUCUCCUCGCGGUGGGCCAGGGAGCUGUCGUGCACACGAUCGGCUUCCAAUGUGGGUAUCCGAACAUUGAAGGUGUUGCAGUCCUCAGGUGCGAGAGGUGCUCAAGAGAUUAG